Messenger RNA from Branchiostoma floridae (Florida lancelet), 1413 nucleotides. RefSeq lists its product as uncharacterized. The record is from RefSeq and is a predicted model, not a curated record. The coding region runs from base 89 to 667 and encodes 192 amino acids. The transcript is spliced from 4 exons. NCBI's taxonomy places the organism in Eukaryota, Metazoa, Chordata, Leptocardii, Amphioxiformes, Branchiostomatidae.
AAUGAUUUUCCCCAAGACGGAUAUUAUCGGUGAAUAAACUCUGUGACAGGUGCCUCUACCAAAGUCACUUCAUCCUCCAAGUUAAACCAUGGACCCAGUCAGACCAGGCCCUAAGAUUUCCACCGGGUAUUUGAGGGGGAGUAGAUCUCUAACGGGAGGGAAGGACGAUAAGAAAACUUCCGUGGGCGGCGACAAACGCCUCUCGGCCGGCUCCCGGGACAGGAGAGCGUCGGCUGACGUGUCGGAGAGGCGCAGCCUGGCCGGUGUAGGCAGGAGGGGGAGUUCUGACGACAACAGGGUUUCUACUGGAGCUGGGAUAGGAAAGGGCAAGGCGAAACAGGAAGCGAAGGUAGCACCAGUGGCAGACACGCCAUGCAUAAGCCAAGAGGUGUGCGACAGAAUAAACGAUGAGAUCAUGUCAGACGACGAUACUCAGAAGGAAAUUGAGGAGCUACAAGAGGGACUUGUCACUCUGCGGAUCAUGCUAACGGACCUACAGGACAUACGGGCCAUGCGGGAAAGGACCCGUGGAGUGCGAGGUGUGGUGCUGGGUGUAGCGGACAUGGCGACCUCCCUCAGCCGGGACCAGGUGGUCUGGGUGCCGUUCGUGUCGUCAUCACUGAUCGUCCUGCUCCUGUGUCAACUCGUGCGGCUCUUCUUCCGCUGACGUCAUGCUUCUAUCGAAGGGGUCGUACCUCUUAAUCUCCAAGCAGAUCCCACGGUGAUAUCAAGGUAGUAUCAAACGCUGGCAAAUGAGUGUAGGCGGCUUAUUAAGGUGUUCAUUGGCCUUCGGUGGGUUUUGAUACUAUGUUAUGCCACCAUAGGAUCUACUUGGAGAUUAGUAGUACCUCUGCCAGUGUUGGUAUACGGGUGCACUAGCUAUAUGGUCAUGUAGCCCAGCCCAUUAUUGAAGGAAACCUUUUUUUCACUCUUGACUACAGCGUCAACAAGAAAAACAAAACAACCAGGGGUAGUAGAGAGGCUUUGGUUUGGAUGCUAUUCCUCUUUCUUGAAAUUUGCACGUGAUUAAUGGGUCUGUAUGGAUCCGACACGUGUCCACUCCAGCCAUGCAUGCACCGUGAUGAGGGGUCAGACUUAGUCAUGUUGGGGACCGUAUUCUCAGCAGACGUGAUCUACAAUUGUUUGUAUUACUUGUUGCUUAACAGUGUGUAUAUUAGUAUAUGUGACAGUACUGUACGUUUGGAACUGCAUUGUCACACUGUUGUUUUACAAUAGCUAUGUACUUGCCAGUACUUUAUACGAUUGGAACGGUUGCAAAAUCACCUAGCUGCCGUGCAAAGUGAACCGGCCAUCUUUGCCCUGAAGAACAUGGGAGAUGGUCAUCGAAACGUUGGCUCUUGAAAUAAAAACAAACAUGUGGUUGAGAAUAAAGACGAUCUGCGGACUUCCUCA